Hibiscus syriacus is the source of this 888-nucleotide messenger RNA. RefSeq names its product glucosidase 2 subunit beta-like. Gene Ontology annotation, biological process: N-glycan processing. Gene Ontology annotation, cellular component: glucosidase II complex. The record is from RefSeq and is a predicted model, not a curated record. Bases 187 to 816 code for a protein of 209 amino acids. The transcript has 6 exons. NCBI's taxonomy places the organism in Eukaryota, Viridiplantae, Streptophyta, Magnoliopsida, Malvales, Malvaceae.
CUUCUUCAUACAUUUAUUUUUCUAUCUCAACCCUAAGCUCAAAAACAAAAGGAAAACCAUGUGAUAGUGGAUGGCUUUGACUCUUGCGUCAAGUCAUGGCUGAAGACUUGGGCAAUUGACGGCACAAAUAAUGCCCGUAAACCAUAUCCUUGCAUUCUGGAAAAAAGAGAACAGAGGGAAAAGUAAAUGGAGGCAUGUUGUUUGAUAUGUUUGAAACGCAGUUUCACGAUUUGUUUUGCUGCCGUCUCCUUUCUUGUCGUGCUAGUUUCUUCUUCUUCUGUUCGUUCUAAUUCUCUUCCCCUCGGAAUCCACCCGUUAGAUGCCAAGAAUUUUGCUGCGGAGGUUAUCAAGUGUAAGGAUGGGUCCAAAUGGUUUACCAGAGAUCGUCUCAACGACAACUUCUGUGAUUGCCUUGACGGCACCGACGAGCCCGGGACUUCAGCUUGCGCAGCAGGCAAAUUUUAUUGUAGGAAUGCAGGAAGUAUACCUCGAUUCAUUUUUUCUUCUCGAGUUAAUGAUCGCUUUUGUGAUUGCUGUGAUGGAAGCGAUGAACAUGAUGGGGGCAUCAUGUGUCCCAAUACAUGCAUUAUGGGUGGUAAUGUGGAGUACAAAACUGAAAAUUAUAUUUCUACAACUACUCAUACGGGUGCUACUAAAACGAAGGAAAUGAAGAGUGGGAUCAAUUUAGAAGAUUUGAUCCAGACAUUUGCAGGUUUGAAGAUUAUAACAGUGGCGGAAGUGGCUGUUGGUGGGUUUCUGGUUGUUAAAUGGAUAUCUUAUAAGCGUGUCAAGUCUAGGAGAAGACAUCACAGAUGAAGGAAUCUGCCAUUAGCUUUGGGGUAUAUCCUUGUCUUAUACUUCCACUUGUUUCAUGGGAAAGAAGGCAUC